Molecule: messenger RNA, 3312 nt
Organism: Danio aesculapii
Lineage: Eukaryota; Metazoa; Chordata; Actinopteri; Cypriniformes; Danionidae
Gene: fhip1ab
Product: FHF complex subunit HOOK-interacting protein 1A
Exons: 13
Coding region: 276-3293 (1005 amino acids)
Source: RefSeq, a predicted model, not a curated record
ACGGUGUGUUUGUCAACUCAUGAACGCCGGUGGGUCAUCAUUUAACAACUUUUAUAUUAAUAAACCGAUUUAAUGGGAGAACUCAUGAACUAUGGAUCCUUCAGAUGAUGGCGGGAAUUACGAGUCAGCUUUAUAGCGAUACAGUAAACCUGCGUCACUACAGGAGCUCUGUGGUCGUCUGCUGGUCAUGGCUGUACUGAGGUCAUUUGUGCUGAAAGCGGAGAGAUGGAGAUGAUGAUGAAGACAUGAUGGUGUAGUUUUUGCUCUCCGUCAGCAUGUUGGCAUCAGUGGUGUCCGGCAGUAAUGGAGGGCGAAUGCUGACACUGAAGGGUGUUGAUCCAGAAACAUGCAUGAUCGUCUUCAAAAACCACUGGACGCAGGUUUUGAGAAUCUUGGAGAAGCAUGACCCGGUGCGCUGCGCUGGCGUUGGUCUGUCCAGGAGCGGGAGUGGCCUGCGGUUCGGUCCAAUUCCUGGCGACGAGGCGAGCGCCGUGCAGAACUACGUGGAGCACAUGCUGUUCCUGCUGAUGGAGGAGGAGUGUGGUCAGGGCGGAGCCAUGGGGACCAUCCUGGAGUUCGUUGUGGUGGAGAACGUGAUGGAGAAGCUGUUUCUGUGGAGCCUGCGGCGCGAGUUCACCGACGACAUGAAGCUGGAGCAGCUGCGCAUGUAUAAGAUGCUGGUGGCUCAAGCCAAACAGCCACUACUGCACCACAAACCCAUCCUUAAACCUCUGAUGAUGCUGCUGGCGGCGUGUUCCAGCUCCUCCACUGUGGGUCCUGCAGCCUCCGGGAAAUGCAGCUCUGCGAUGGGGCCCUCCUGUGCCAUGGGGCCCAUUCAGGCUAGUAGUUGCAGCUCCGCGAUGGGGCCCACCUGCACCGCGGGGCCCUCCUGUACCAUGGGGCCCACUCAGGCCACCAUCAGUAGCUCUGCAGUGGAAACAGAACUGGUUUCCCUCCUGAAUCAGCUGUGUCGUGUGCUGGUGAAAGAUGCCUCAGUGCUGGAGCUGUUUUUCCACAGUAGUCAAGAUCAGGGAGCGACAAACUUUCUGAUCUUCUCUCUUCUGAUUCCGUUCAUCCACCGUGACGGGACGGUGGGCACGCAGGCCAGAGAUGCCCUCACUCUCAUCAUGAGCCUGUCGGCGCAGAACAGCCUGGUGGCCAAACACAUCGUGGAGAACACCUACUUCUGCCCGGUGUUGGCUACUGGUCUGAGUGGUCUGUAUUCUGGUCUUCCUGCUAAGCUGGAGGUCUACAGUGAUGGCUGGUUCUGUUUGGAGGAGCAGGAUUGGCUGCAGGUUCCAGCGCUGCUCCAGUUCCUCAACUCACUGCACUUCUGCAGCACCGUCUGCAAGGUGGCUCACGUGUCCAUCAGAGAUCAGCUCCUGGGCUACAUCUAUAAUGGUUUCCUUGUGCCUGUUCUGGCUCCUGCUCUUCAUAAGCUGACUCUGGAGGAAGUGAUGACGACGACGGCAUACCUGGAGCUCUUCCUGCGCAGUAUCUCUGACUCCGCCCUCCUCCAGACCUUCCUCAUCUUCAUCCUGCGUCAUCGUCAUGACAACGUCAACAUCCUGGAUACGCUGGUCAGCCGCAUCAACACCCCAUUUCAGCUUGGUACCGUCUCUCUAGCUCUGUUCCGCACUCUGAUUGGUCUAUAUUGUGAAGACGUCAUGCUUCAGUUAAUUCUCAGGUACCUGGUGCCGUGUGUUCACCUGUCGUGCAGUGAGAGACAGAGACUGACACACAGAGACUGUUACUCCAUCAGUGCAUCUGCUCUGCUCUCCAUCACACCAUCAUUCUUCAUCCCCAAACCCUGCUCAUCUCCAGCACCCGCGCCCAAACCAGACUACAUCCUAUGGUCAAAGGUCACUGAGAGCCUGCUCAGGGGCAGCAUGGGAAUGGAGGACUUGUUCUCAGUCAGCGAUACUGUCGGAUUUUCUCGUAUCACAGUUUCAGAGCCGGUGAUGGACAGAAACUAUCUCCAGUACCUGUACGACGCACGCAGAUCUGUGUGCACAUCGGUGCAUGCGUGUUCAGUGUGGUCGGCUCCAUACGACGGCCUCAACCCAUCCCCAGAUCAGUGUGAAGACGAAAAUGAAAACGAUAACAUCCCUCCACGACAAACUCCGACUCCUCAUCCGCCAUCAGAAAGCAGCUCCUCUAUCGGGACGUUCCUUGAACUUGAAUGGGACGACUUUUACGAAGCUUCGUCAGACCCCGGAGAUGCUGAACAUCCCAUUCCCGACGAACCGCCAAAACACAUACAAGAAAUGCGCAAAAGUGCCAUCAUGCUAAUUCGAGGAUCAUACAUCGAAGAGUCGGAUUUUCAGGACGACGUUAUGGUGUAUAAUUUGAUCGCGCAAAAAGAUGCGCGUGACGACCGGCGGACGAUUGUUAAAAAUGGUUUGAAUAAACAUCACGUAAAUGCGAUGAAUCAUAUAAAUAACGAUAGUGUUAAUGACGCACUGAAAACUGACGAGGAAUGUGACGCAAAUGUGAACGUGGAUUCUGCGCAACUCAAUGGCGAUGAAAGAGAAGUCGUUAAGGAUGAUUUCAUUUCUCAGUGUGUGGAUCUGAUUCAGGCUCUCGGCGGAGAUGAGGACGAGUUUAUAGAGGAUGAAGAGCGCAUACGGCGGUUUCGGGAUCUCCUGGAGGACGAGGACCAGAUGGAGAUCGGGUCCUUCUGUGAGGACGGUGAGGAAGACGAGGAAGAGGAGGAGCUGAAUAAAGCUGACCGCAGGAAACACGGGAACUCUUUUACAGGGCCGUUCAUCAGCGUCCUUCUGUCGCGUCUGGAGAACAUGCUGGAAAACUCCAUUGAAGUCAAUCUGCUGGUGACGGGGAUUUUAGCUCAGCUGGCCACAUUUCCACAGCCGCUGCUGCGAGGAUUCCUCCUGAACACCAGAGCGGCGCUGCAGGCCGGCGGACGCUCGCUAUAUCAGGUGCUGCUGUCUGUGGGCUCUCAGAUUGAGCUCUACGCCGCGGCUCAUCCGGAGUUUCCUGAUGUGGCUCGAGAAUCUGCACAGUACCUGCUGCUCAAAGACCAGGCCUUAAAGGAGCAGGAGAGCGAUGUUCAGCUGCAGGAGAUCAGAUCUGGAUGGUUCGUGAACACACACGUCUCCGGUCGUCCACACACACCUCUGCACGUCUCCAGUCGUCCACACACACCUCUCCCUCCGUGUCCUAAAUUCCCUCCACAUUUGCGCAGUCGAGUGUUUGCGACGGUUCUGUUCGCGGAGUUCCUGAAGGAGCUGGCGGCCAUCGCUCAGGAGCACUCCAUACUGCUGGAGGACUGAACACACACACACACACACA